This is a messenger RNA of Cordyceps fumosorosea ARSEF 2679, 1140 nucleotides long. RefSeq names its product Sterol methyltransferase. Gene Ontology annotation, biological process: ergosterol biosynthetic process. The record is from RefSeq and is a predicted model, not a curated record. Gene Ontology annotation, molecular function: sterol 24-C-methyltransferase activity. Gene Ontology annotation, cellular component: endoplasmic reticulum. The transcript has 4 exons. NCBI's taxonomy places the organism in Eukaryota, Fungi, Ascomycota, Sordariomycetes, Hypocreales, Cordycipitaceae. Bases 1 to 1140 code for a protein of 379 amino acids.
AUGUCGUCCACCAUCAGCAACCUCGAGCGCGAGGACCACAGCCGCGAUGCUGCCUUUAGCAAAGCCUUGCAUGGGAACUCAGCGGACGCCAAGGGCGGCAUCUCCGCCAUGUUCUCAAAGGGCGGCCAAGCCAAGCAGGUUGCUGUCGAUGAGUACUUCAAGCACUGGGAUAACAAGACAGCCGUCGACGAAACGUCUGAGCAGCGAGCUGAGCGCACCGCCGAGUACGCAACCUUGACGAGACAUUACUACAACCUCGUAACCGACAUCUACGAGUAUGCCUGGGGCCAAUCCUUCCACUUCUGCCGCUUCGCCUACGGCGAGCCCUUCCAACAAGCUAUCGCCCGCCACGAGCACUACCUCGCGCACAGCAUCAACAUCAAAAAGGGCAUGCACGUCCUGGACGUCGGCUGCGGCGUCGGCGGCCCGGCCUUUGAAAUCGCCAAGUUCACCGGCGCCCGCAUCACCGGCCUCAACAACAACGACUACCAAAUCGAGCGCGGCACCCGCUACGCCGCCAAGCAGGGCCUCGCCUCCCAGGUGGACUUUGUCAAAGGCGACUUCAUGCAAAUGUCUUUCCCGGACAGCACAUUCGACGCCGUCUACGCCAUCGAGGCCACCGUGCACGCGCCCUCCCUCGAGGGCAUCUACCGCGAAGUCUUCCGCGUGCUCAAGCCCGGCGGCACCUUUGGCGUCUACGAGUGGCUGAUGACCGACGCCUACGACGACGCCGACCUGCGCCACCGCGAGAUCCGCCUCGGCAUCGAGCAGGGCGACGGCAUCGCCAACAUGUGCCGCGUCUCCGAGGCGCUCGACGCCAUGCGCGCCGCGGGCUUCGAGCUGCUCCGCCACGAGGACAUGGCCGCCCGUCCGGACCCGGCGCCCUGGUACUGGCCCGUGUCCGGCGAGAUGAGGUUCGUCCAGUCCCUCGGUGAUGUAUGGACGGUGGCGCGGAUGACGCGCUGGGGUCGCGCCGUCGCGCACGGCCUGGCAGGGCUGGUGGAGGCGCUCGGGAUCGCGCCGGCCGGCACGAAGAAGACGGCGGACAGCUUGGCGCAUGCCGCGGACUGUCUGGUCGCCGGCGCGAGGGAGAAUUUGUUUACGCCCAUGUACCUCAUGGUCGGUCGUAAGCCGGAGUAA